Schizosaccharomyces cryophilus OY26 is the source of this 580-nucleotide messenger RNA. RefSeq names its product 60S acidic ribosomal protein Rpp1-1. Gene Ontology annotation, molecular function: ribonucleoprotein complex binding; protein kinase activator activity; structural constituent of ribosome. The record is from RefSeq and is a predicted model, not a curated record. Gene Ontology annotation, cellular component: ribosome; cytosolic large ribosomal subunit. Bases 84 to 410 code for a protein of 108 amino acids. Gene Ontology annotation, biological process: cytoplasmic translation; translational elongation. Lineage: Eukaryota; Fungi; Ascomycota; Schizosaccharomycetes; Schizosaccharomycetales; Schizosaccharomycetaceae. The transcript has 2 exons.
GUAGUCACAAGGUCGAAACUAGACACUCGAACGGAGAGAAACGCUCGCGUUGCACAUACAACAAGAGAACAGCACUGGUCAAAAUGUCUGCCUCUGAACUUGCUACUAGUUAUUCAGCUCUCAUUUUGGCUGACGAGGGUAUUGAAAUCACUUCUGACAAGCUCUUGUCUUUGACCAAGGCUGCCAAUGUCGAAGUCGAGCCUAUCUGGGCUUCCAUUUUCGCUAAGGCUCUUGAAGGCAAGGACCUUAAGGAACUCCUCUUGAACAUUGGCUCUGGUGCCGGUGCUGCUCCCGUUGCUGCCGGUGGUGCCCCUGCCGCUGCUGGUGAAGCUCCUGCCGAAGAAAAGAAGGAGGAAGCUAAGGUAGAAGAAGAAUCUGAUGAGGACAUGGGCUUCGGUUUGUUCGACUAAGCAUUUUGUUUCCUGUUACCAGUCUAGCUUCUUUCUCUAAAAAAUUGAAUUUGAUAUACCUUCAUUUUAUUUCUGUAUGAGGACGUAGUGUGGGUGCAUUCGUAGGCGAGGAUAUCGAUAUCUAGUAGAAGUAUUUUUAAACAGCUAUUGAAAUAAAUAUUGGGUACCCU